AUUUUCAAAACGUUUAGUAAACAACAAAUAUAGGAAGCGAUUAAAUGGAUUCACCGAAAGCAUAGAAUUCUAUUUUAUCAAAAUAAUUGUUGUUCACUAACCGCAAAAAUGGAAAUAAAUACAACGAACCAAGUUGCCACUGAAAAAAGCAAAAAGCGCAUACUUAACGCCUUAGAAUAUUCGACUAUUUGUAAUUUCAUACAGCAUUAUCAUGGACUUGCCAUAGAUUGCGAGAUGGAGAUGGUAAAUCGGAUUUUCACCGACAUUGAUAGGCAGACGUUAAAAAGUAUCUUGCAAACAGAACUUUCUACACGUUUAAGAGCACAGCAUUGGCAAAAUGAAUUAAAAGCAAAAAAAUACUUAAAAGCUUUUAAAGAUCAAGUAAGCACACAUCCAGCACCUACAUUGCUCCUGAAAAUUGCAUGCUUAGAGGGCAUGAGUCCGAUGGCACUUUGUCGCACUAUUUUGCAAGAAAAAUAUAAAUUUUUGCAUAAAGCGGAUUUGAGUCGUCUACUCAAAUAUCCACAUCUCAUAGACGAUCCGAAACUAGCCGCCAAUGUAAUACAAUGCAUGUGUAGUGAUUCCCAAGAUGGACCGCUUGUUGAUUUGCGUCGCCGAAUUUUAGGCGAAGAGUAUGAAUUUAAGUUAAAAGAAAUGGCCACUGCCGCAAAUAUGCACUACUACGAUGAAAAUGACUUGCGACGUCUUGGCUAUGAUAAAACACCAGAUAUUAAAAUGAUAGUGCCAUUCUUAUACAAAGGUGAAGUGGUGAAUUGGAUUGAAAGUAAGGCCAACUUUGGUGAUGUAAAAACGCAUAAAUGGUACAUACAACAACAGCUUUAUAGCUACAGUAAUCGUUUUGGUGCCGGAAUUGUUAUUUAUUGGUUUGGUUAUCACGAGGAUACUCCGAGACUGCCGGAUAAUAACGUAGGAAUAAUUGUUUUAGACGAUUUUCCAUCUUCUGACCAUAUGGUAUUUCUUAAUAUAUGUGAUGAUGCCAAUCCAACAACAGAAAUCGCGUCGGAAUCAAGUCUACAAAAUUGUACAAGCUGAAAAUUAAAAUGACAAAAAAUACUCAUUUUAGCGCGCUACUUAUACAAAUAUUUAAGUCCAUAUAUGCGCAUAUUUAUUUAUAACCAUAAUAAUUUUACGGCAUCGUGGUGUAUGUAUGUAUAUAACUAGUGCAGUAAUACAUCAUUUUAUGUUCCAUAUAUAAUAAUAACUUAUUUAUAAAAAAAUGGAUUUCCUAACCUCGUUGAAAUAAAUUUUGUUUAUUGUUAAAAUAAGACCUGCCUUACUUUUGGCAUCCGGAACUAUUGAACACAGCAAAAUGUUGAUUCCUUCAAAAUAAAUAUACAUACAUAUAUGA
Bactrocera neohumeralis is the source of this 1369-nucleotide messenger RNA. RefSeq names its product CDAN1-interacting nuclease 1. The coding region runs from base 109 to 1053 and encodes 314 amino acids. The record is from RefSeq and is a predicted model, not a curated record. Lineage: Eukaryota; Metazoa; Arthropoda; Insecta; Diptera; Tephritidae. The transcript is spliced from 3 exons.